GCUGGGAACCGGGAUCCGCAGCCGGUUUGGCUGCUCCGAGCUCGGAACCCCGGCUUCCUGGAGACUACCCGGAGCCAACAAGUCCGCACUCAGAAGCAGCUGCAGCUUGGGGUCCGCCCCCCUCAACCCGGGAUCCCCUCUUCCCCGACCCGCUGCACCCUCUCCACCCGGCCCUUCUCCAGAGGCCAUGGACUCGGAGGAUGACCCUUUGCUGCAGGAUCUAUGGCUGGAAGAGGAGCAGGAUGAGGAGGAAGCAACAGAUGAGGCUUAUAGGAAGGCCCAGAAGCCAAGACCCCAGUGUUGCUGGCGGCACUGGACGCUGCCCUCCAGACCUCCAGUCUCAGGCUUCUGGAGCACCUUGGGCUGGGCUUUCACCAAUCCGUGCUGUGCGGGGCUGGUUCUCUUCUUGGUGUGCAGCAUCCCCAUGGCCCUGUCGGCCUUCAUGUUCCUUUACUAUCCGCCUCUGGACAUUGACAUCUCCUACAACGCCUUCGAGAUCCGCAACCAUGAGGCCUCCCAGCGUUUUGAUGCCCUGACAAUGGCGCUCAAGUCCCAGUUUGGCUCCUGGGGCCGCAACCGACGUGAUCUAGCUGACUUCACCUCUGAAACGCUGCAGCGCCUCAUUUCCGAGCAACUGCAGCAGUUGCAGUUGGGCAACCAUUCGAGGGGCAAUGCCAGGGCCCCCCCAAUGGUCCCCAAGGCCCAGCCAACUCCAAGCAGGCUCGCCAGAGAGCCACGGCGGAACCGGAAGUCACCCACAGCCAAUCAGAACAGGCGUCGGCGUGAGGCUCCGCCCCUGGCAGAGCCGACAGCCAAUCAGAGCCAAGCCCAGAACCGGAUGUCAGCUCCCUCUGGGCGGCUUCAAGCCAGCACCCCGCCCCCGACAGCAGCGGCUGCAGCCAAUCAGAGCCGAGCUCGUCGAGGGACCACGCGCUGGGAUUAUUCCCGCGCUUUUGUGAGCGCCAACACCCAGGCGCAUGCGCACUGGCGCAUCGAGCUCAUCUUUUUGGCCCGCGGGGAUGCUGAGCGCAACAUCUUCACCAGCGAGCGGCUCCUCACCAUCCACGAGAUCGAGCGCAAGAUCAUGGACCACCCGGGCUUCCGGGAGUUUUGUUGGAAGCCCCAUGAGGUGCUCAAGGAUCUGCCCCUGGGCUCCUAUUCUUACUGCUCCCCACCCAGCUCGCUCCUGACCUACUUCUUCCCCACGGAGAGGGGUGGCAAGAUCUACUACGAUGGCAUGGGCCAGGACCUGGCAGACAUCAGGGGUUCCCUAAAGCUGGCCAUGACACACCCCGAGUUCUACUGGUAUGUGGAUGAGGGUCUCUCUGCGGAGAACCUCAAGAGUUCCCUCCUGCGCAGUGAGAUCCUGUUUGGAGCACCCCUGCCCAACUACUACUCAGUGGAUGAUCGCUGGGAGGAGCAGCGUGCCAAGUUUCAGAGCUUUGUGGUCACCUACGUGGCCAUGCUGGCCAAGCAGUCUACUAGCAAAGUACAGGUUCUGUACGGGGGGACAGACCUCUUCGACUACGAGGUGCGAAGGACCUUCAACAAUGACAUGCUCCUGGCCUUCAUAAGCAGCAGCUGCAUCGCCGCCCUGGUCUACAUCCUCACCUCCUGCUCAGUCUUCCUGUCCUUCUUCGGCAUCGCCAGCAUCGGCCUCAGCUGCCUGGCCGCCCUCUUCCUCUAUCACGUGGUUUUUGGGGUGCAGUACCUGGGCAUCCUCAACGGUGUGGCUGCCUUCGUGAUCGUGGGCAUCGGCGUGGACGAUGUCUUUGUCUUCAUCAACACCUACCGCCAGGCUGCCCAUCUGGGGAACCCGCAGCUACGCAUGGCUCACACCAUCCAGACGGCGGGCAAGGCCACCUUCUUCACCUCACUCACCACAGCCGCCGCCUACGCCGCCAAUGUCUUCUCUCAGAUCCCAGCCGUGCACGACUUUGGUCUCUUCAUGUCCCUCAUUGUGUCCUGCUGCUGGCUGGCCGUGCUCUUCACCAUGCCCGCUGCCCUGGGCAUCUGGAGCCUGUACCUGGCGCCUCUGGAGAGCGCCUGCCAGACAAGCUGCCAGCAGAAAUGUGGCCGCAAGCGCUCCCUGCCCUGGCCCGGGGAUGUGUUCGCGACUCCAACAGGGCUGGGGGGCUGCCCAGGCCCCGGGCCUCUGCCCUACCUGGACGAUGACAUUGCGCUGCUGGAUGUGGACGAUGAGUCAGUAUCCCUGGAGCUGGGAGACGUUGCAAUGGUGGCGGUGGCCCCCGAGACCCCACAGCCCACCCAUGACAGGGCCAGCGGGGGCCAGCUUAUCACGCAGCUGCAGGGGCUGCUCCACCACUGGGUCCUGUGGUCGGCCGUCAAGAGUCGCUGGGUGAUUGUGGGGCUCUUCGUCACCAUCCUCGUCCUGUCCCUGGUGUUCGCCAGCCGCCUCCGCCCCGCCAGCCGGGCACCGCUGCUCUUCCGGCCGGACACCAACAUCCAGGUGCUGCUGGACCUCAAGUACAACCUGAGCGCCGAGGGCGUGUCCUGCAUCACCUGCUCUGGUCUGUUCCAGGAGAAGCCUCACAGCCUGCAGAGCAACGUCCGCACCUCCCUGGAGAAGAGGAAGCGAGGAUCGGGGGCCUGGGCCAGCCGGUCUGAGCCCACACCGCAGGAUGCCCCUGGCACCGUGUUUGUAUCCCGGGUGAAGACCCCAGGCCACCCAGCCAUCUACAGACUGUCCCUCAACGCCAGCCGGCCUGCGCCCUGGCAGCUGGUGGUCCCCGGGGAUGGGGACGUGCCCUCCUUCCAGGUGUAUAGAACGCCUGUUGGCGACUUCAGCAGGAAGCUGACCGCUUGUAUGUCUGCAGGAGGGCCCUUCCCGGCGGCCAGCCCCGCCCACAAGUGGAUGCUGACCACCUUGGCCUGCGACGCCAGGCGGGGCUGGAAGUUCGACUUCAGCUUCUACGCGGCCACCAAGGAGCAGCAGCACAGUCGGAAGCUGUAUUUCGCACAGUCUCACAAGCCGCCUUUCCAUGGGCGCGUGUGCGUGGCGCCCCCCGGCUGCCUGCUCAGCUCCGGCCCAGAUGGGCCCACGAAAGGCUUCUUCUAUGUGCCCAGCGAGAAAGUGCCCAGGACUCACCUCUCGCCCACCUUCGGCUUCAACCCCUGCGUGAACAUGGGCUGCGGGAAGCCGGCCGUGCGGCCGCUGGUGGACACGGGCGCCAUGGUCUUCGUGGUCUUCGGCAUCAUUGGCAUCAACCGCACACGGCAGGCGGACAACCACGUCCUCGGGGACCAGGGCAGCGUCGUCUACGAUGCCACCUUUGACCUCUUCAAGGAGCUCGGCCACCUGUGUCGCCUGUGCAAGGCCAUCGCGGGCAACGCGGAGCUGGUGAAGCCGGGCGGGGCCCAGUGCCUGCCCUCAGGCUACAGCAUCUCCUCCUUCCUGCAGAUGUUGCACCCCGAGUGCAAGGAACUCCCUGAGCCCAACCUGCUCCCAGGGCAGCUGUCCCACGGGGCGGUGGGCGUCAAGGAGGGCCGUGUGCAGUGGAUCUCUAUGGCCUUCGAGUCGACCACGUACAAGGGCAAGUCCUCCUUCCAGACCUACGCUGACUACCUGCGCUGGGAGCGCUUCCUGCAGCACCAGCUCCGGGCCUUCCCCGAGGGCUCGGCCCUGCGCCGAGGCUUCCAGACCUGUGAGCACUGGAAACAGAUCUUCAUGGAGAUCAUAGGGGUGCAGAGUGCUCUGUACGGCUUGGCCUUGUCCCUGCUCAUCUGCGUGGCCGCCGUGGCUGUGUUCACCACCCAUGUGCUGCUCCUGCUGCCUGUGCUGCUGAGCAUCUUGGGGAUCGUCUGCCUGGUAGUGACCAUCAUGUACUGGAGCGGCUGGGAGAUGGGCGCCGUGGAAGCCAUUUCUCUGUCCAUCCUCGUCGGCUCCUCCGUGGACUACUGUGUCCAUCUGGUGGAGGGCUACCUGUUGGCCGGAGAGAAUCUCCCGCCACACCAGGCUGAGGACGCGCACUCGCAACGCCAGUGGAGGACCCUGGAGGCCGUGCGGCACGUAGGCGUAGCCAUCGUCUCCAGUGCCCUGACCACAGUCAUCGCCACGGUCCCCCUGUUCUUCUGCAUCAUCGCCCCAUUCGCCAAGUUCGGCAAGAUCGUGGCACUCAACACGGCCAUCUCCAUCCUCUACACGCUGACGGUCAGCACGGCCCUGCUGGGCAUCAUGGCACCCGGCUCCUUCACUCGGACCCGGACUUCUUUCCUCAAAGCCCUGGCGGCCGUGCUGCUGGCGGGGGCUGUGGGGCUGGGCGCCUGCCUCCUGCUUCUCCGCAGCGGCUACAAGAUCCCUCUGGCCACCGGCGCCACCCUAUAGCCCUGGCCCAACUCGAUUCUCCGCACUUUGGGCCAUGAAGUGAGGGGGUGUAGGGGGAGCACAAAGUUCUCUCUUGAACCCCCACAAGGCUGCCAUUCCCCGCUCUGCACCUGCCAGCUCUGCUUCCCACUCCCCUCAGGAACCAACACCCAUCCUGCUGUCCACACAGUAGGAGCCAGAGUUGGGUACAGAAACCGGGGGACCUCCCCUCUGCUGACUUCAGCUGCACUGGGUCCCCCACUAAGACUGGAAGAGACCCACUCUCCUCCCACGCGUGUGCAGUCCUAGGGGACCCCCGUUACCUUUCAGGGGGUCUCUCUUCCAUUGCUUCAGUGCUUACACCACCAUUCGGACCUAGUGCCUACCGGUCUCUCAUUCUUUAGGCCCCAAGAGGCAAAGUGGCCACCGGACAGCUGGUUCGGGAGUCUGUCUUGAGGGGUUCUUGACCAGAAGAGCACAGAGGGGUCCAGGGCAGGGGCCUUAUACUCCUUGCAACUUCUCUCUGCUUCAACUGCCCACCAUCACCAUGCCGUGUCCUGCCCAGACCUUUGAGACCAAGCCAAGACAAAAUGAGGGGUCCGGCCUGAGCUUCUGCAUGUCCUGCCCGGUCCCGCCCUCA
Suncus etruscus (white-toothed pygmy shrew) is the source of this 4964-nucleotide messenger RNA. RefSeq names its product dispatched RND transporter family member 3 (gene DISP3). The record is from RefSeq and is a predicted model, not a curated record. Lineage: Eukaryota; Metazoa; Chordata; Mammalia; Eulipotyphla; Soricidae. Gene Ontology annotation, cellular component: membrane. Bases 188 to 4345 code for a protein of 1385 amino acids. The transcript is spliced from 21 exons.